GCGUUCAAGUCAGCUGAAUCCCGGUGUGAUCUACUAACUAAUCACUAGAAACGUCAUCUAGAAAAUUCAAUUCAUUCAGAACAUUAUCCUUUAAAUCCUGCAGUUUACGCGUUGUGUAUUUCAUAACAGAGAUUUUCAUUCAUUUAACUGCACAUUCACUGAGGAUUUUAAUAACUUUAAGUAUUGUGGGUCAAUUUAAAUCUUCUCCAUAAUGUAUAUACUUGUUCUUCAGUCAUUGGGACUAGACAAAAAGUGCGGAUAAUAAGUGACCAGUUGCCAAUGUUUAGAUACGGAAUUAAUUAAAACAAGGGGGCAUUAAACAACUUAUUUAGUACAAUAAUUGACGUCGGCUUACGACCCAAUUUUCUUGUUUCAAUCAAUGUUCAUCGGUGCGAUCACUUUGUGAGAAGUGCACGCACUUCCGGUUCUAGAGAUGGACGUGAAAGGUGCGUGCGGAUGAGAUUCAGUGACUCUGGGUUAAGAUGAAAGAAAAUAGGGUGCAGAGAGACUUAAAAGACGAACUUGAAGAUUAUCAAUACUAAAAAUAAUUUAGAGCAACGAAAUAACAGGCCCUGUAUAUAUGUUUUAAAGACAAAAAUGUAAAAACACUGACAACCAUACUAGAAAGACUAAUAAUUACAACAAAUUUACCUAAAAGAGGAAAGCUAAAGUGCACAACUUGUUAUAGUGAUCUCUGGACUAUUUAACUUGAAACUGGAAAUUGUGAAAGAGCUUUUGUUUCGUGUAAAAAGUGAAUGAGUCCUGAAAAGAAGUUUUAAAUCCUGGAGUUUAUAUCCAAACAAAAAAGUGAAUUCCUUACGAAAGGAUAAAACCUUCUUUGCACGUUACCCACUUCCUGUUGCAGUGAAAAGGUGCAUUUGCAACGACCACAAGGUUCCGCAACGUAAACUAGAGGUCGACGGAAUCAAAUUUUUGCAGCAAUAAUUUUUGAAGUCCCAGCAUGUUGAUUCUUCCAAACAUUCGACUGCAGGGUUCGGACCCGAGAGUCGCGACGUGCAGGGGAAAGUUACAGAACAAAAGGAGUAAACUCAACCAGGAAAUCAACAAGGAACUCCGACUUCGAGCCGGUGCCGAAAAUCUUUUCAAAGCGACAACCAACAGAAAAUUGAAGGAGACAGUUGCGUUGGAGUUGAGUUUUGUCAACUCGAAUCUGCAGCUGCUCAAAGAACAACUUGCAGAACUGAAUAGUUCAGUCGAGUUGUACCAAAAUGGGGACACUGAAGAUCCUAUUAUGCCCAUGAUACCACUAGGCCUGAAAGAGACCAAAGAUAUCGACUUUAGAGAUCCCUUUAAAGAUUUUAUUCUAGAACACUAUAGUGAAGAUGGCGGAAAUUACGAAGAGGCCAUUGCAGAACUUAUGGAGACGAGACAGGCGACGAGAACACCAACGAGAGACGCGGCAGGAAUUGCAUUACUCCUACGUUACUACAAUCAACUCUACUUUAUCGAAAGGCGUUUUUUUCCCCCGGACAGAAGCCUAGGUAUUUACUUUGAAUGGUUCGAUUCCCUAACAGGAGUGCCGAGUUGUCAGAGGACAGUCGCGUUCGAAAAAGCGUCGAUCCUAUUCAAUGCAGGCGCUCUGUACACUCAAUUAGGUGCCAAGCAAGACAGACGUACAGCUAGAGGAUUGGAUCAGGCAGUUGAUGCAUUCCUCAGAGCAGCAGGGACCUUCAGAUACAUCCAUGAGAAUUUUACGAAUGCACCCAGUAUGGACCUGGGACCAGACAUGCUGGACAUGCUGGUUCAGUUGAUGCUGGCUCAAGCGAGGGAGUGCCUUUUCGAGAAGCUUGAACUUCAAUCCAGGGAUUCAAGAAAUAUUGAUGUCUCUUUGGACCUUGCUCAAGAAGCUGCACAGGUGUCGACUGUUUACAGUGAUGUUCAUGGAUUAAUAACAAGAGAACCCGUUCGAGAUUACGUUCCGGAGUCGUGGGUCUCUUUAAUUCUCGUAAAACGUGAACAUCAUUUGGCUCUGGCACACAAACACUGUGCUGCGGCUCUCCUGGAUAUUCCAUUAUCUGAGUUUCGCCCAGAAGCGAAACUCAUUCUGGAACGCAUUCAGGAAAGUGACGGAAAAACACAAAUUGACGUCACCGUUCCGAAAGAUGAUAACGAACGAAAAUCAUUAGGACGGGCGCAUCUGAGGGAAGCAUUGGUACUUCAUGAAGAGAGUCAAAGAUUACAGAGAAUGUGCAGAGAACUCAAAGGAAAACAAAGUUUGGCGAAGGUAUUAAAGAAAUCUCAAGAUUCCACCCUUGAGGUUUACAAUCGGGCCGGAGACGAGGAUGAAUACCGGGAAUUGCUGGAUCCUCCUCAUAUAAUUGCCUCAACCAAAUUUCAACUGAGUCUCACUCAUCCAGAUUUCGGUCAGCAUGGUGUGGACGACCUUUUUAGAUCCUUGGGUCCAGUGGCAAUUUUUUCCGCAAAAAGGCACUGGACUGCGCCAAGACUGAUCCAACUUCAAAGAGGACCGGGAGGCGAAGGAUUUGGCUUUAGUGUGCGAGGCGAUGCUCCUGUUAUUAUCGCUGCUGUUGACCACAAUUCACUUGCAGAUUUGGGAGGAAUGAAAGAAGGAGACUUCAUCGUUAGUAUCGGCGAUAAAGAUGUCAAAUGGGCUUCUCACGAUCAGGUUGUACGGCUCAUCAAACAGUGCGGGGACUCCAUAAGUUUAAAGUUGGUAACCCCCAUGGAUAGAAAUUAUUUAAAGAAACCAGUAAAGACGAGCCAUCAUGACAAAGGAAGUGUGUCAGCAAGCAGUUCCUCGGGCGUUUCUUCCGGUCAACCAAGUCCUGCAGGAUCAGUUACAACAGCCCACGUAGCCAAAAGACUUCCUUGGAAUCCGUUCAAAAAAUCGAAUGGCCAACGUGACAGUAGAGACCUCACAUUUGAUAACGUUAUCCUCAGAUGAUUUCAGUAUCCCGAAGGCAUUGAUUUUCGAGGAAGUGGCACUGAUACUGUAAAAGCUCAAAACUACAUGCAACUUAUCUACAUACUUUUAUUUUCAAAAGUAUACGAGAAACUUUUCUGUAAAAAAUUGAAAUCUGUAAUAUCGAAACACAAAUUUCAAAUUACAUCUUAAGAUUCUGAGAAAGGUUUCAUACCAUUAUUAAACAAAAAUUGCAACUUGUCCAUAGUGCACUGAAAUAAUAAUAUCGGAAAGUGGAAAUCGACGUGUGUAAAUAUGGAGGAAAACGUCAGAAAUGGCCUCCACUGUCAAUCGUUGCCAAAUUGUAAGUAAACUUGAGAGCAUGGAUGAAAUGUCUGUUAGAUUUAAAUUUUUAGAAUAUUGUACGUAUGUAUAUGUAUAAAUAUUGGUGAAAGCAACAAGUGUAUUUGUCGCGAGUUUGGAGAAACAAAAACCAUACUUACAGCCAUAAAUUAUUGCCUGACGCAUAUUAUUUUCUUCCUUCCAUGGUUAUUCGUUAUUGUUAUUGCUAAUGUUAAUGUCUUAUGCUAAUGUUAAUUUCGUCGAAGUUCGUGUAUGGAAUGCCUUCAAUGCAAGAAAGCCUUUCAAAUAAAAUCGCGACUUGAUCCGUAGAAUGUUUAGCUCUACUAACUUGAAAUCCUUUUGGAUAAUUGCCAUAUUAAUUUCUUAUAUAUCCGAAUGAUAUGUUCCACUUUUCUGUUAAUGUAAUUCUUCCAACAUAAUUCAUUGGGCACACAUUAAGUUGAUGUCUCCCUGUUAAAGGAACCUCUCUCUGAAUUAUCUGAAAACCUUGAUCUCUCUGAAUUCCUUGGAAUCCUUGAAUUCUCUACAUAUCUUUACUUUUCCAAAUUCAUUCUCUGAAUUUCCUGAAUUUAGGAAAUUUAUGUAAUUUAGAGAAUUUAGAAGAAUUCAGAAGCUUUCCAGGAAGUUAGAAUAAUUCAAAAUAAUUUGAAAAAGUUUAAAAGACAAAUUUUUCUUUCAUAAAUGUAUAAGAUGAUAAAAAUUGGUUGAAAAGAUUAUUAUUGGCAAUAGCCAUUCCUGAACGUUGCGUCUGGUCGUUUUAGACGUUUAUUCCAAAAGAGGUUCUUUCAACAGGGAUGUAUCGACAUAAAAAUAACUUUAUCCGGAAUCAAUUUUUCUUCUAUAUUUUUCUAUAUUUUGUUAUAACUGUGUUUUCAUUGUAAUUAUCAAAAUCUUUGCAGCGCAGUAACGAAUUUUCGAGUGUGAGGACGUGUUUCCGUAUGUGUGCAAUAUAUUUGAUAAUACGUCAAAGUAGGAUGUAAUGUUAAGUGCCAAUACUUGUGUACUUGUGAGCAAAUAGUACACAAGUUUAUUUCUAGAAUCAAGGGAGAAAUACUUUCAAGUUUUCAAAUCUUGGAGUCAAAAUAUUUUUUGAAGCAAGAUUAUUUUUACAUCACGUGAUUGAAACGUAAGUCCGCGAACAAAGUUAUGUAUGUGUGUAGAUAAAGUAUUUUUGUCAAAAGGGUUGAAUGCAUUUAAAAGGAAAAUUUCAUGUUCAAUUCAUCGAUAUUUGUUCAAUAUUUUUUAAUGGCAAUCCCUUUAUACACUUCUCCGUAUGUAAAUAUUAAUAUCCAGUAUCAUAUUCAUGUAUUUUUGGUUAAUAACAAUCACAGGCGAGCGACUUUUAUGCGGAAUUUAAAACUCGGUGAUUGGUAUCGUGGUGCAGUUUUUACUGAAUUUAACAGGUACAAUUAUGUUUGGCUGAUAUAUAUACAUGUUUAAUUUAUUUUGUACAUUCCGUUUUUGUAUUUUGGAACGCAGUUUAAUGAUAAUUACUUUGGGCCCUUGUACUUAGCGAUGUUCGUAUACAUAAAUAUGUCUUAUAUUGUAUAUGUUCUAAUAUAAGUAACUGUUAAACUGUAUUGAUUAAAAAAAAACACACACAAAAAAA
Belonocnema kinseyi is the source of this 4856-nucleotide messenger RNA. RefSeq names its product rhophilin-2 (gene Rhp). The coding region runs from base 962 to 2926 and encodes 654 amino acids. Gene Ontology annotation, molecular function: protein binding. The record is from RefSeq and is a predicted model, not a curated record. NCBI's taxonomy places the organism in Eukaryota, Metazoa, Arthropoda, Insecta, Hymenoptera, Cynipidae. The transcript is spliced from 12 exons. Gene Ontology annotation, biological process: signal transduction; negative regulation of stress fiber assembly.